CAAAAAUCAGGCAAUUCUGACAUGGUGUGUUUUGAAAAUUGUAGAAAAACAAUUAUAAAACCUUAUAAUUCUCGAAUUGAUUUGAAUAAUUACAAACAUGCCGAAAGUAAAAGUGGAGAAGAAACGAAAAUCUCUAAAUGGCGUGGUCAAACAAGGUAUAAUGUUCAACAAGGACUUCGGCCAACACAUCCUCAAGAACCCGAUGAUAAUAACAGCGAUGCUGGACAAAGCUGGCCUCAGGCCCACUGACGUAGCAUUGGAAAUAGGUCCUGGUACAGGAAAUUUGACCAUGCAACUCUUGAAUCAAGUCAAAAGAGUGGUGGCCUGUGAAAUAGAUACUAGGCUAGUAGCCGAGCUGCAAAAAAGAGUACAAGGAACGCCUGCCCAACAAAAGUUGCAGAUCCUAGUUGGGGAUGCUCUGAAAACUGACCUUCCCUUUUUUGAUAUUUGCAUUGCUAAUAUACCCUAUCAAAUUUCUUCUCCCCUGGUGUUCAAGCUGCUUUUGCACAGACCGUUCUUCAGGUGUGCUGUACUGAUGUUUCAGCUAGAAUUUGCUCAAAGACUCAUAGCUAAGCCAGGAGACAAACUGUAUUGCAGAUUGUCUGUUAAUACUCAGCUUUUGGCUAGAGUUGAUAUGUUAAUGAAGGUGGGCAAAAACAACUUUAGACCGCCUCCUAAAGUAGAAUCUGCAGUUGUGAGGAUAGAACCAAGAAAUCCACCUCCACCUAUCAACUAUACAGAGUGGGAUGGCCUGACGAGAAUACUUUUCACACGCAAAAAUAAAACUCUGGGCAGUACUUUCAGACAGACAGCAGUACUGGCCAGUCUAGAGAAAAACUACAAAGUUCAUUGCAGUCUACACAAUAUAGAAAUGUCAGAUGAUUUCAAUAUCAAGGAGAAAGUUGAAGAUAUUUUGACGAAAAUAGAAGCUGAUCAGAGAAGAGCCCGUGUGAUGGAUAUAGAUGAUUUUAUGGGAAUAUUACAUGCCUUCAAUGCUGAGGGGAUACAUUUCUCGUGAGGAUGACUAAAAGGUGUAUAAAUAUUUUCAAAUUGUAUAAAUAAUAAUAUAAAAUAUGGUAUGUUAUGUACAAAACAACAUUGCUUAAAAAUGUAUCAAAGUGUGACUUAAUAUCUUUGGAUGAGGUUGGUUGGAUGUGGAUGACUGCAAGUUGUAGUCUAAUUCUGAAAUGAAAAUUAAUGAUUUGUUCAGUGAAUAAAUAUUGAAAAAAUAUCAACCCACGCCCUUUAUAUCCCAUUAUUCAUCAGCGCUC
Messenger RNA from Phaedon cochleariae (mustard beetle), 1271 nucleotides. Lineage: Eukaryota; Metazoa; Arthropoda; Insecta; Coleoptera; Chrysomelidae. The record is from the annotation of a GenBank genome assembly.